UCUUGUUUUCACCUUCAGCUUUCACGACAGUUCCGCCGUCCGACAGAAGAAAGCGAUGCGGAGGAGGAGGAGGGAGGAGGAGAAGAGGAGGAAGAGGAGGAGAAGCGCGUCAGACGGAGCGGGGCAGCAGGAGGACGAACUUUAGUCUGGCGGCGGGGAAACUUUGUUCUCCCACAGACGUGGAAAGAGACGCAGGCCACGCGCGGCUCCACCCGACCCACGGGAGAAGAAGUCAAGUCAACACUUUCAAAGGGUUGAAAUGGAGAAACGUCACUAAUUUCAGGGGUUUUCAUCAGAACUCUGACUGCAGCCAUGAAUCUCCUCCGUCUUCACCUCCUCUUUUCAUCUUCCAGUUCUUUAAGCUCCAUAUCAGAGACUAUUCGUCUAUUAAAAAGCUAAAUUGUGUGUCCGAGCCCCCACUGGAUGGGACCAGGGGCUGUCUUCAACCAACGGUGCCCGUUAGAGGUCAGGACUCUGGAGCUAACGGGGUCUCGUCGUUUUGGGUCCAGCUCUGGUUGGUAGGAGGAGUCCGGACAGGAGUUGAUGUCCUCUACUCUCCCCUCGCCUGAAAGCAUCAUGAACCUGAGAGUUCAGAGCUAUCGGAGGGUUGUGAGGCUGGAAAGGUUUGUCAAAAUGUCAGGUAAGAUGAGAGGAGGCGUGGCUUUGUGGCCUGAGGGGUCAGGUGAAUAAUUCAGAGCUUGAUUGUGUGCUGAAGCGCUCAGAAUUCAAAGUGCAGAUGCAGUAUUAUGUGUUUAUGUCAUGAGAGCCCCCCACCCCCACCACACACCGGCGGCACGCUCCCCCCAAGGCCAAAGAUAACAGCUCGCCGCCCAAAACGCCGGAGCCGGAUCUGACUGGUCGUUUGGAUGGACUUCACCGCGUCCUAUCAGAGCUUCAUCCUGACGCUUGGCGCUCUUCUUCAGCGGGUCUGGGUCUGGAUCCGGAUGGGUCCUGACCCCAGAACUCUGAGUCCGGGUUCUGUCACUGCUGGUUUCCCACCGACUUCUGAUUCAUUUCUGGACAGUUAGGUCAAACGGGAGUUUCCUUCAAAAACCCCAGAAACCUCAAAAAAGAGUCAAGGCGUAAGCAAACAAAGCCGCCCGCCUGCUUUCUGUUUGUUCAGCCUCGUCGGUUACAUUUCAUCGAUCUUUUCUCUUUUGGCUGAACUUCUGCGUCUUCUGGAGUUGACAUCUGUGUCUGUCACGUCCCACCCCCUGUGAUUUGCCCCGGGGAUUCAGACGAGCAACACUGAUUCUUUCUGCGGCUGAAUUGCGGUUCAGUGAAAUCCGGAGCGACCUGCAGAUGAGUGUGAUGGACAGAUAGCAGAGGGACGCAGAGGAGGACAAGAUGUCGUUCUUCGGCCUGGACUGUGUGAGGAAGAGAGAACCAGAGCUGGAGAGGAAACUGCAAGCCAACGACCGCGAGUUCAACCUGUCCUUCAGAUACGCGACAAAUGCCAUCAAGACCUCCAAGUACAACGUCUUCACCUUCCUACCCCUGAACCUGUUUGAACAGUUCCAGAGGAUCGCUAACGCCUACUUCCUGGUUCUGCUGGUGCUUCAGGUGAUUCCACAGAUCUCCUCCCUGUCCUGGUUCACCACGGUGGUUCCUCUGAUCCUGGUGCUGUCGGUCACCGCCGCCAAAGACGCCAUCGAUGACAUCAAUCGCCACAGGAGCGACAACCGAGUCAACAACCGAAAAGUUCAAGUCCUUAUUGACCGAAAGCUCUGCAGCGAGACAUGGAUGAACGUCCAGGUGGGAGACAUCAUCAAGCUGGAAAACAACCAGUUUGUCACCGCGGACCUCCUGCUGCUCUCCAGCAGUGAGCCGCUCAACCUCGUUUACGUGGAAACGGCAGAACUGGACGGGGAGACCAACUUGAAGGUGCGACAGGCCCUGCCGGUGACCGGGGAGCUGGGAGAGGACAUCGGAAAGCUGGCGGACUUUAACGGUGAGGUGCGAUGCGAACCCCCCAACAACCGCCUUGACCGCUUCACGGGGACGCUGACCUUCGCCGGGCAGAAGUAUUCUCUGGACAAUGAGAAGAUCCUGCUGCGCGGCUGCACCCUGAGGAACACCGAGUGGUGCUUUGGACUGGUGCUGUUCGCAGGUCCAGAGACCAAGCUGAUGCAAAACUGUGGGAAGAGCAUGUUCAAGCGGACCAGCAUAGACCGCCUCAUGAACAUCCUGGUUCUCUGUAUCUUUGGCUUCCUGGCCUUCAUGUGCUUCGUUCUGGCCAUUGGAAACUACAUCUGGGAAACCAACGAAGGGUCCGGGUUCACCGUCUUCCUGCCGAGGGAAGACGGCGUCAGCGCUGGUUUCUCCACCUUCCUCACCUUCUGGUCGUACAUCAUCAUCCUCAACACCGUGGUGCCCAUCUCCCUUUACGUCAGCGUGGAGAUCAUCCGUCUGGGGAACAGCUUCUACAUCGACUGGGACAGGAAGAUGUACCACGCCAACAGCGACACCCCCGCCGAGGCCCGCACCACCACCCUGAACGAGGAGCUCGGUCAGAUCAAGUACGUCUUCAGCGACAAAACAGGAACACUAACCCAGAACAUCAUGGUCUUCAACAAGUGCUCCAUCAACGGCAAAUCCUACGGUUAUGUUGGCGACGACCAGAGACCAGAGAUUUUUAAGUCCAAAAACGCGGUGGAUUUUUCCUUCAAUCCGCUCGCCGAUCCCCGCUUUGUUUUCCACGACCAUUCCCUGGUGGAGGCGGUCAAGCUGGAGAGCCCAGAGGUUCACACCUUCUUCCGGCUGCUGGCGCUCUGCCACACCGUCAUGGCUGAGGAGAAGACAGAAGGUGAGCUCUCCUAUCAGGCCCAGUCUCCAGAUGAGGGAGCGUUGGUGACCGCGGCCAGAAACUUCGGCUUCGUCUUCCGCUCGCGCACACCGGGCAGCAUCUCCAUCGUGGAAAUGGGAAAUCAGCUCAGCUAUGAACUCCUGGCAAUCCUGGAUUUCAACAACGUGCGGAAGAGAAUGUCGGUCAUCGUGCGGAGUCCAGAGGGGAAGCUGUCCCUCUACUGUAAAGGAGCAGACACACUCAUCUAUGAGAAGCUGCAUCCGUCCUGCAGCAAACUGAUGGACCUCACUACAGAGCACCUGAACGAGUUCGCCGGGGAGGGUUUGCGGACUCUGGCGCUCGCCUACAAGGACUUGGACGAGGAGUAUUUCGAUCAGUGGAAACGGCGCCACCAUGAGGCCAGCACCUCCCUGGACGACAGAGAGGGCCAGCUGGACCUGCUGUACGAGGAGAUCGAGAAGGACCUGCUGCUGCUUGGAGCCACCGCCAUAGAAGACAAACUACAGGACGGCGUUCCUCAGACCAUUGAGCAGUUGGCCAAAGCCGACAUCAAAGUUUGGGUUUUGACGGGAGACAAACAGGAAACUGCAGAAAACAUCGGCUACUCCUGCAACUUGCUGCGUGAGGAGAUGACCGAGGUCUUCGUCAUCUCUGGACACUCGGUGGAUGAAGUCCACCAGGAGCUGAGAACCGCUCUGAACGCCAUGAAACCAGAAACGGCAGAGGACUCCGUGUUUCUGUCAGAGGCCGCUACGGGCAAAGGAGCGGAGGCGGCCGAAGACGAGGCGGUUAGCGGGGACUACGGCUUAGUCAUCAACGGACACAGUCUGGCGUACGCCCUGGAGCACAGCAUGGAGCUGGACUUCCUGAGGACGGCGUGUUUGUGCAAGGCGGUGAUCUGCUGCAGGGUGACUCCUCUGCAGAAGGCGCAGGUGGUGGAGCUGGUCAAGAAGUACAAGCGGGCGGUCACCCUGGCCAUCGGAGAUGGAGCCAACGACGUUAGCAUGAUUAAAGCGGCUCACAUCGGCGUGGGGAUCUCGGGCCAGGAGGGCAUGCAGGCCGUGCUGUCCAGCGAUUACUCCUUCGCCCAGUUCCGCUUCCUGCAGCGCCUCCUGCUGGUGCACGGCCGCUGGUCCUACCUGCGGAUGUGCAAGUUCCUGCGCUACUUCUUCUACAAGAACUUCACCUUCACCUUCGUCCACUUCUGGUUCGCCUUCUUCUGCGGCUUUUCUGCCCAGACGGUGUACGACGAGUGGUUCAUCACGCUCUACAACCUGAUGUACACGGCACUUCCUGUUCUGGGGAUGGGUCUGUUCGAUCAGGAUGUGAGCAGCAGCUGGAGCUUCCAGUACCCGCAGCUCUACGUUCCGGGUCAGAGGAACCUGUACUUCAGCAAGAGGGCCUUCUUCAAGUGUGCUCUCCACAGCUGCUACAGCUCGCUGCUGCUCUUCUUCAUCCCCUACGCCGCCCUGCAGGACACCGUGAGGGACGAUGGCAAAGACGUGGCCGACUACCAGUCCUUCGCGCUGCUCACGCAGACGUGUCUGAUGUUUGCAGUGAGCAUCCAGCUGGGGCUGGAGAUGUCCUACUGGACGGCGGUGAACACCUUCUUCGUUUUGGGCAGUCUGGCCAUGUACUUUGCCGUCACGUUCACGCUGUACAGCAACGGCAUGUUCCUCAUCCUGCCGGCGGCUUUUCCCUUCUUAGGAACGGGCCGGAACUCUCUGAGCCAGCCCAGCGUCUGGCUGACCGUUCUUCUCACCUCCAUCCUGUGCGUCCUGCCGGUGGUCACCUACCGCUUCCUGCUGACUCAGCUCUGCCCCUCCAUCAACGAUAAGGUGAUGUUCAAGGCGAGGCAGGCCAAAGCCACGCCCCCACCUCCUUCGCAGCGCACUCGCAUCCGCCGUACCAGCUCCCGCCGCUCCGGAUACGCCUUCUCGCACGCGCAGGGCUACGGCGACUUGGUGACGUCGGGUCGAUACCUGCGGCGCCCGGCUGUGCCACGCCCCUCAGGCUUCGCCAACAUGGGUCGCGCCACCACGGGCUUCAGCCCAAUGGGACGGUCUGCCGGGUACAGCCCCACGGGGCGGCCCCAGAACGCUAAGGCGCAGAACGUGGAGGUGACGUCGCUGCAGAUGUACAGGACGAUCCAAGAACCCGCCCUCUGAACGGCGCCAUUUUUUUCUGCUGCUGCAGCAACAGACUUUGAUUUUCCAGGAGGAGGGCAGGUCAGAGGUAAAGCCCCGCCCAGUAUGGAACCAGUGGAGGGGGGCCUCCGUGACAGAGGGCGGACCCGGGUCAUCAUGUUUACACAGUUUUGCUACAGAGAUUCUCAUUUUCUACCUUUUGUGCCUCCAGCUGCCUAUCCUAAAGCCCCCCUACAGUGACGGGGGGGACAACCUGCCCCCCCUUACAAACCAACCUAUGAGGCUUCUAAUAAAAUUCUCUUCUGGGGUUGAGUUUAAGCGGACCGCAGACGCGAGCGGCCGUCACGCGACGACAGGAGGAAGGAGAGAAAACAUCGUCAUCUUCAAAAGCAGCUUCGUCUAAAAGAUGAACACCAUCCCCCCCCCCCCCCCCCCCCCCCCAUGACCAUGACCCCAUGAAAGUCAUCCGUUAAUUAUUUACCAAAAUUACCAAAAGUUACCAGAAAACAGAGGAAAUGUCCACUCUGAGGCUGCCCACGGGGGAGGGGGGGGGGGGGAAUGCAGAUCCUCGACCAAUCAGGUGCUCUGGACAAUUAAGGAAAAAUCUGCAAAGGUAGCAGGAGAAAAGAAAGAUGUUGAAUCACGAGCAGACCAAAUGGUGACGAGAAGCUAAAGAUCUGUUUGUGUCGGAACCGUUAACCGGAUCACAGAACUGGACUGACUGUGUGUGAUGUCAUCCACAGAAAAUGGUUUAUUCCGGCUCCAACCAAACGUUGAUUCUGUCCCAAUUCUUUACGACACAAAGACCGCCAUGUUGGAGAAAGACGUCAGCAGUAAGUCGGUCUGAGUUUCUAUGGCAACCACUCUCACCACUCAGGAGUGGGCUUGUUGGAAGGCCACACCCCUAAUACUUGAAAGCGGGCUGCACCACGUCUGUCAACAUGGGGGCCAGCAGGCUCCACCUACCUUUGUUAAGGCCUCUGAUUGGUCAGUUUAUAACUUGAACUGCAAAAAGAGGAUUAUCAAGAAGAAAUGGUUCUUCUGACCAAUAGAAAGGAAGCCACGCCCACUAUUGUCAUUUCAGAACAAUCAUAUCUGUCACUCUCAACAUGGCAAAAGAUGUUUUUACCUGUGGAAAGGAAACCACGCCCACUUUUUGCAUCCACAUGUUUCCCCUCUUUUGUAGCUCCGCCCAUUUUUCCAUGUGUGGCUUUAGUUUUUUUUCCUGACACUUCAGUUUUAGUCACUCAGAGGGAAGAACAUUCAAAUCAAACUUUAUUGACACCAAAGGAACCUUUCAGAGGAAACCGUUGGUUUUACAGAGAAUCAAAGGGAAGGUUGAACCUCUUCAUCAUCCGGAGUCUUCAUCACUGAACUGAAGUCUCUGUUUAGCAGAGUGGUGAAUGUAUCUAAGAUCAAUAUUUUGAUCAGCCAAAGGAACCGAGACGGACGCUUUAGAACAGAACCGGUUCCGUUUCUGAUCUCUGGGCUUCUUUAGAGGAGAAGGUGGAACUAAAAACUAAAAUUUCCUGCUGCUGCUGUUUUCACUUUGAAUUUGAUGUUUUCAUCAGACUUUCCUUUAUUUUCAGUCCUUUUUUCUCAGUACAAAUGAUCCAUUGAUUGUAAGUGAAUUUAGUUUAGAUCAUAUUUUUUCAAGGAUAAGUCGUUUAAUUUAUAACAUUUUCCAGAUCCUCUUUGUUCUUGUUUUUAUUGUUUUUUACUUUACAGAAAGGGAAAAAGCCAUUAAAAGAACGCUUCUGUAUUUCCUUUAAUUAAACUUCAGCUUUUAUGUCUAAAUUUGUAAAACAAAUCCAAAAAA
Oryzias latipes (Japanese medaka) is the source of this 6772-nucleotide messenger RNA. The record is from RefSeq and is a predicted model, not a curated record. Lineage: Eukaryota; Metazoa; Chordata; Actinopteri; Beloniformes; Adrianichthyidae.